Paramecium pentaurelia is the source of this 2859-nucleotide messenger RNA. The record is from the annotation of a GenBank genome assembly. NCBI's taxonomy places the organism in Eukaryota, Ciliophora, Oligohymenophorea, Peniculida, Parameciidae.
UAAUGGACAGCUAAGAAUAAUAGAACAGAGAAGAUGAUUUAAUAAUUGAAUCUUAAGAAGAAGACAAUCAGAAAAAGAAGAAAGACAAGAAAGAAAAGAAACUACUUAAGAAGCUUGAACAGAAAAAGCCAAUCGAUGGUAAAUAAUAAUUUGGAGAUAAAUCUAUAUGCCGAUUAUGUAAGGUGACAACAAUAUCAACCCCAACUGUGAUCUGCAUCAGAUGCCACUUUAAGUACCAUUAGGAAUGCAUACGAACUUAAAAUAAAGAGCCAUAAUUUCAGGAGGGAGCCAAAUGGCAUUGUCUAUCAUGUAUAGAAAGAAUGGCCAAAAGAAAACUAAAAGAGUCAGAACCUUAGAAAAAGAAGAAAACCAAUCAAAUACUUGAAUUUUUUUAGAAAACACCAUAGACAUAAGAAGAUAAAACUAAAAAACAUUCAGAAUUUCAGCAAAAAUACCCAACAUAUGUUUCUUAAGGAAGAGUAAUUUUUCCAAUAUUUGAUGAAUAUCUUACUGCAUAUUAAGGAUUAUUUAAUAUAGAGAUUAAAAAGAAGCCUCCACUUUAAUUAGAUCCUAAUAUACCUUAAGAGAUGUUUGAAGAUGUUCUUAAGAUAUGGGAUAGUUAUAAUAACAUGGAUAAAAUAGUUAGUGAUAUUUUGUAUGCAGGAGAACAAUAAGCUGAAUGUAUAUAAUUAUAUAAAGAAUUUAGAAUAAAGUUAAGUCAAUAAUAUUGGCACUCUCAUCCACUUUAAAGAUAACCAUAUUCCUUAUAGUGAAAAAAGUAGACUGGAAAUAUAUGAAUUAAUACAGACUAAACCAGAACAACUGAUCUUAUUUUUCUGUUACUUCUACUUAAAAUAAAUCAUAGAAGAUUUUGAUUAAGAAUAAAUGCAAAAAUAAUAAUAUGUAAUAUUACAUCAUAAUUUCUAAUAGAAAAUUCCAUACUGGCAUCUUCUAGGAUAUAUGUGGUUUACAAAUAGAAAUAGAUAUUACGAACUCCUAAGAGAUGAUAUCAAAUAACUCCCAACCAAUAUUGCAAGAUAAGGAAUCUUGUAAUUAUCAUUAGAUUUAAUGGACUUUACUGAUUACACUGACCUCAAAAAGGUUUGCAGACUUAUUAUCUCUUUAUCUGAUGGUUUGGCUGGGUUAAAAAAAACUUAAUUUCUAUAUUAAUUUAGAACAGAAAAUCUAUUGUCAAAUAAUCGAAUCAAAUAAUAAUUAGGAAUGUAAAUCAAAUAAUAAAGAAGUUAAUAAAUUGAUAUAAAAAAAGAAAUUAUUGAAGCAGAAGGUAAUAUCUCAAUUGCUAAAGUAAUAAUUAAUAAUCAAUAUAGUCUUAAUUAUAAUCAGAUGGUUUAACUAGAGUGGAUGCACAAAAGUUUACUCGCCAAAUGGAAACCGCCUAAAAGUAGGCUCAAAAAUUGAAAUAGUAGUAUUAAAAAUUGGAAAAAGAAAUUAUAACUCUCACUGAAAGAUAUAAUGAAUACGAUAAAGUAAAUAUUUAUCAAAUACCAUAGGAAUUAGCCAUUACAUAAAUGCCUGCCUUAUUAUUGAACCCAUCUAUGUGUUUAGGAUAAGAUGCCAGACAUAGUUCUUACUAUUUCUUUCUUUAUGAACCAGACAAGAUUUUUGUUUGUAUGAGACACUCAAUCAUAGAUGAUGAUGGAUCAGUAUAAUGGGGAUAUUAUGACAAUAAAGAAAUCCCUAAUUUACUAAACUCUUUUUGUGCUAAAGGAAUAAGGGAAAAUACAUUAAAGAAUAAUAUUGUUGAAUUAUAAAGAGCCAAAUUAUUAAUUGAACCUGACUAAAAUAAUGAAUAAAAUGAAUCCAUAUAAUAAGAAAAUCUUAAAAAUGGAAAAAAAUUAGAAUAAGAAAUAGAAUAAGAAAUCAAUUAACAUAGUGAAUAACCAGAAAGAGUCAAUAGUUUAUUGAACUUAGAAGUAGAUUAAUUAACAAAUGAAUUUAUUGAAAUAGAAUCCAGUUUAACAUAAUAUUUAAAUCAAAAAAAUUCAAGAUGGUGUAGUACAGAAUAGAGAAACUAUUUCAUUAAAAGUUUCUAAAAUAUAAUUGAUAAGAAAAAUCCAUAAGAAUAUGAUGAAGAUGAUUUGAAACCUUUAGCAAAUGCAAUUGAAUAUUUUGUAGACAAUACUAUGAUGUAAGAAAAGCUAGAAUUAAGAUUAGAAGAGGAUAUUGAUGAAAAAUUUAUAGAAAAUGAAGAUGAUUCUUAUUAAUAACCUAAUAGAAGAAGAAAAGUUGUUGAAGAUGAUUCCUCUCUUGAUGAAUAACCUUAAACAAUUCUCUAAUAAUUAGAACAAAUGGAAAAUAAUAAAGUAAGAAUCAGAAAAUUACCUAUGAAAUUAUUUGGUACUUAUUAUGAAACUCUAAGAUUAAAUUUAAUUGGAUAGUUAAAAAAUGAAUGUACUCUUCCUAGAAUGAAAAUAUGUCUAGAAGUUUUAGGAUAGAUUGUUAAGGAUUAUAUAGAUAGGAAAAAAAUUCAAGUUUAAUAAUUUAUUCAACCUCCUAUUGAAAAGAAAAAAUUUGAAGAAUCAACAACUAAAAAAAUUAUUGAAUAGUAAAUUGAUCAUCAAUAAGAUUCAUAAAUUAAUCCUAAUUAAAACCUUAGAAAAAGAAAUUUAAAUAAACCAUAAUAUGUUGAAACAGAAACAAAAUGGGAUGAUAAAUGCAAAAAAUGUAAUAAAGGUGGUAAAGUCAUUUGUUGUGAUACAUGUCCAAAAGUAUUCCAUCCUAAAUGUAUUAAUUUGAAGGAAGUACCACAAGGAAAAUGGAAUUGUCUUAAUUGUUUGAGAAAUUUUGAAAGACAAAUUAAAACAAGAGCAAUUGUGAAAAAGUUUGAGAAUCAAUGAA